AUGUUCCCUGCAUCUGUGCUGCUGGUGCUGCUGGCAGCUGCCUCCUGUGAGUUCCUUUGAGGGAUUAGAUUUGUGUUUGAACACAAAACAGAAGAUUCUAUGUUUUUUUAAAGUAUUACAAUAAUAUAAUCAAACUGUAUAUUUGAUUAGCCUCCCCAGGUGUGUGCGGUAUUGUUGACCCAGAACUCACCCAGCCAAGCUCAAUGGUUGUAAAACCUGGAGAGUCUUUGAGCAUCACCUGUAAGGACUCUGGGUAUUCUAUCAGUGAUGAUAGCUAUACCAUAGACUGGAUGAGAUAUCCUGUAGGUAAAGCUAUGGAAUGGAUCGUUGACUCAGAUGGAAACUCCAAGGAUUCUUUAAAAGCAGGUUAAGCAUCUCCAAAGAUGGUUCCAACAACAUAGUCAUUUUAGAAGGGCAGAGAAGUCAAACUGAAGACACAACUGUCUAUUACUGUGUCAGAUAUAAUUACACACAGUGGUGUGAAGCAAAGCAUGAUCUGUACAAAAACAACAAAAAUGUCUAUUGCAGGAAACCAUCGUUCCCUAAGGACAACACAGUUCAUAUUGUCACAGUCAAAAUGGACACUUCCUGGGAAUGUGAGAUAAACUGUCUAAAAAGCUUUAUACAUAAUGAAUACAUGUAUCUGCAGUCAUAUUCAAACCAUGAAUAACAGACUUGUACAUGUAAGUUCAAAACUGUUUAAUGUUUAUAAGCAGGUUAUAAGCAGGUUUUUCUUAUAAAGUGAUACUAUGUGUUUUCUUCGUUAUUUUAGUGAUAGAAAUAAUGAACAUCCAAAUGCACCAAAGGGGCUGGAGUGCCUAGUAUUAAACAGAAAGGUUAAACCAUUCAUUCAUAAUGAUGCUGACUAAAUAACAACUAUUAAAGGUUAAACCUUUCAUAAUGAUGCUGACUAAAUAACUAUUAAAGGUUAAACCAUUCAUAAUGAUGCUGACUAAAUAACUAUUAAAAGGUUAAACCAUUCAUAAUGAUGAUGACUUAAUGACAAUUAUUUUGAGUGAGUUGAAAAAUAAAAUACAGUACGAUGAACCUUAUUAUAGGACAUUAUAAAGGCUCAGACAUGUUUAGAACAGUUAUAACGCAUUGAACCUGCCAGGAAUUAGGGAAAAUGUUACCUACAACUCUAAAGGUUAAUUAAACCAUGUUAUCUAAAAAUAAAAGACUAAAAAAAAUGUAUGCACUCACUAACUGUAAGUCGCUCGGGAUAAGAGCGUCUGCUAAAUGACUAAAAUGUAAAUGUAAUACUUUACAAAAAAGUAAACUAACUGUUAAAAAUGUUCUGAAGUAUUUGAACAAAUUAUAUAUAUUUGUAUUAUUACCUAUCCACAUACCAUCUGAUUGUGUUGCUAUCCUCAUAGACCAGGUGUGUGGUACUGGUGGGAGGUUUUUGUUAUGGUUUAUACAACGGGUGUGUCUAACCCUGAAUGCUGAUUGGUUAAAACCGCAUUCCAGCCGUGUCUAUUCCACAAGUUACCACCGGCUAAAUCUAUGACGUUAAAAAGCCUAUUUACUCUUUUCCAUCUGACUGCGCAAUCUACUGUCUCAUCAGCCCAGCCAGGCAGUUUAUAAACUUUAUCUCCACUAUAACAAUUCGUUUAGACUAACAUUUAGUUUUCAACAGCGGAGAUUUGUAUAAACCUUGCUGUCUGUCUCUCCGAGAUUUGCAACAUUGUUUAAGUAUUCUAAUUCGAUCACCAGCUGUCCCAUAGUAAUGAAGCUGUGUCGGGAGUUGGGACGAGACAGACAGGCAGGCAGCGUUUAUCAGCCAGUCGAAAUCAUGAAUCAGCUGGCACCACUGUAACCCUAAUGAAACCUCAUCAUAAACAUUUGUUCACAUUUGGGUUUUUUCAUCAGAAAUUAUUACUACCUUCAUAUGUGUGUAAAAUAUUACUGUUCUCAAAUGUUUAAUUCAUAGUUUUUAUAUGUGUAUGAUUUUAUUUUGACAAAACCAUGUGCUGUAUAUCCAUUGUCUAGCUGCAAUGAAAUGUUCAUAGCAUUAUAUUUGACUUUGAUAUGUGGUUGUCUCACCUAGCUAUUUUAAGAUGAAUGCACUAACUAUAAAUCACUCUGGAUAAAAUAAUCUGCUAAAUGACUAAAAUGUCAAAAGUAAAUGUUUUACAUACAGAUCUCAUAUUAAUGUAGUUAUGUACUGCUUAUUUUGCUAAGAGUGAGGCAGAUACAUAGAAUUUUGCAAAAAAACAUGAUUAUUUGUCUCUCUGAAAUAAAGUGAUAGAUUUUGAACAAGUACAUGUCUGUCACUGAACAACCCCAUGCCAUGAUUAAAUAGUCAAAAAACACACUAUUCUCUUUCACAAGUUGUUUAAACAAUAAAAGCUAAUUUAGCAACAUUUCUGAAAAUGUAUAUAUAGCGUUUUGGAAUGAAACUCUUCAAAUAUGUUUUUAGAUACCGGAUGAAAGUCAUUAAUGUAAACUAAAAUCAGUAAUGGAUAAAGGAUAGAUCCUUGAGAAACCCCCAUAAUGUAAUGAUUAUGUUCUGAUUUAGAGCUGUUCAGUGAUGACUAUAACAAUGGAAGUGAUAAUAGUAAUUAUAUACUGUACUGUAAAGAAAUUGACAAUCCAAAGUUGACUACAUUUUGUAUUUCAUUUUGACCGUUCAUAGUGCAGGUCAACACAGUUAAUAACAGUCUUAUCCUUUUAUACCAACUCUAUAUGCAAAGGAGCCUAACACACAACCCCUCUCUCUGAAUAAAAAGUGGACUGUCUGUCUCAGAGUCAGUUGGAGUAGAGAAGAGCUCCCACCAGUUCAGCUUCAGCACAAACCAUGUUCCCUACAUCUCUGCUGCUGCUCCUGCUGGCUGCUGCCUCCUGUGAUUCUCUUGGGAUUUGGGGGAAGGAAUGGGUUGAUGCUCAAUCAAAUAUAUUGAGAAAAAAUAAUUUCAACAAUAGCCUUAACACUCAUACUAAUUACCAUAUUACUAAUUAUGUUUUUUUCCCUUAGAUGUGGUGGUCUUGAACUCAGCCAGCCCAGUUUAAUGGUUGUAAAGCCUGGUGAGUCUCAGAGCAUCAUUAUAUAUAGUCAACACAUCAUACUACAGCCAUUAUAUAUGGUCAACACAUCAUACUAAAGCCAUUAUAUAUAGUCAACACAUCAUACUAAAGCCAUUAUAUAUAAUCAACACAUCAUCCUAAAGCCAUUAUAUAUCGUCAACACAUCAUACUAAAGCCAUUAUAUAUAGUCAACACAUCAUACUAAAGCCAUUAUACAUAGUCAACACAUCAUACUAAAGCCAUUAUAUACAGUCAACACAUCAUACUAAAGCCAUUAUAAAUAGUCAACACAUCAUACUAUAGCAAUUGUGUAUAGUCAACACAUCAUACUAAAGCCAUUCCAGUCAACACAUCAUACUAAAGCCAUUAUAUAUAGUCAACACAUCAUACUAAAGCCAUUAUAUGUAGUCAACAUAUCAUACUAAAGCCAUUAUAUAUAGUCAACACAUCAUACUAAAGCUAUUAUAUAUAGUCAACACAUCAUACUAAAGCCAUUAUAUAUAGUCAACACAUCAUACUAAAGCCAUUAUAUAUGGUGAACACAUCUUACUAAAGCCAUUAUAUAUAGUCAACACAUCAUACUAAAGCCAUUAUAUAUAGUCAACACAUCAUACUAAAGCCAUUAUAUAUAGUCAACACAUCAUACUAAAGCUAUUAUAUAUAGUCAACACAUCAUACUAAAGCCAUUAUAUAUAGUCAACACAUCAUACUAAAGCCAUUAUAUAUGGUGAACACAUCUUACUAAAGCCAUUAUAUAUAGUCAACACAUCAUACUAAAGCCAUUAUAUAUAGUCAACACAUCAUACUAAAGCCAUUAUAUAUAGUCAACACAUCAUACUAAAGCCAUUAUAUAUAGUCAACACAUCAUACUAUAGCAAUUGUGUAUAGUCAACACAUCAUACUAAAGCCAUUCCAGUCAACACAUCAUACUAAAGCCAUUAUAUAUAGUCAACACAUCAUACUAAAGCCAUUAUAUGUAGUCAACAUAUCAUACUAAAGCCAUUAUAUAUAGUCAACACAUCAUACUAAAGCUAUUAUAUAUAGUCAACACAUCAUACUAAAGCCAUUAUAUAUAGUCAACACAUCAUACUAAAGCCAUUAUAUAUGGUGAACACAUCUUACUAAAGCCAUUAUAUAUAGUCAACACAUCAUACUAAAGCCAUUAUAUAUAGUCAACACAUCAUACUAAAGCCAUUAUAUAUGGUCAACACGUCUCAUCAGUAAAAUCUGAACUACAGAGAGUAGAAUAAAGGACAGGGAGAAGAGAAUCAAGGAAUAGAAUAGAAGAUCUCUCCCUGUCAGGAUAUUUAAACCUCUAGAGGGCGGUCUAUGCAAAGUCUCCCUCCCCUUCAUCCCUUUAUAAUCAGACACUGAGCUCUGGCUUCUCAUUAUAGGCAGCUUGGACUGAUAUUACAACAUUACAAGUCCUGUAUUAACUAAUACUGAACAAUGGAGCUUAUGACUGUCUGGAGUUUAGUUCUCAUAGUGAUGUCCAUACACAGUAAGUAAAGCAUUACAUGGUGACUGAAGAAUGUGUGAGUAUCAUGGUAAAACUCAAAAUGUCUGUUAAUACCAGAUCUUCAACUGAACGUCAACAUUUUUGUUUUGCAGGUGUUUUCUGUGAUGAGAUGGAUCAGUCACCUUCUCAGGUGAAAAGACCUGGAGACGCUGUUAAAUUGUCCUGUAAAAUCUCUGGGUUUGAUAUGACAAGCUACUACAUGAGCUGGAUAAGGCAGAAACCAGGCAAAGCUCUGGAGUGGAUUGGGGGUGUUAACUCUGGUUCAACAGAUGAUCCAGACUACUCAGACUCCCUGAAAGGCCAGUUCACCCUGACUGAGGACGUCUCCACAAGCACACAGUUCUUAGAGGCCAAGAGUCUGAGAGCAGAGGACUCUGCUGUUUAUUAUUGUGCUCGAGAGACACACUGAUUGAAGCUUGUGAAGCAGCUGUACAGAAACCCACACCCCACUUAACAACAUGGCUAGCUGGUGUACUACUUCCUCUCUUUGUGUCACACUAGAAUAGUUCUGGGUAUCAUUACUGUAAAUAAUACAACAUCAAUAUCACAAAGCACUACACAAUAAAAGACUCCAGCUUCUUACAUUCAAACUACACAGUCAAAUGAUCUCUUGCCCAGUCUGGUCAAGCUUUCUUCUUGUCACACAAACAGGUAAUUAACAAAGUAUUCAGAACGUAUGAAUCUGUUCUUCAUCUCUGAAUUCUCUAUUUAAUCUCUGUGUGAUCUUCCCACCCUGUGAGGAGGAGUCAAUGCAAAACUCUGACCUCUUCCAUCACUACUUAUCUCACUGCAGAGUGGAGGAGAGGGACUGAAGCUCUGACUAGACUGAGGAACAGAGACACACCAUAACUACUAAUUGUUCAUCAUGACAUUUAAUAUUGUGGUUCUACUGAUGACAAUAGGCUUGACAGGUGAACACUUUUAGAUCGUUUUUAUUUGUAACCGAAUGCUUGCUGAGUUUUUGAGUCCAGGUAGUAUCUCUAAUAGUAUUGUUUUUUCUCCACAAGUGUUCAGGGUCAGACAUUGACUGAGUCUGGACCAGUGGUUAAAAAGCCUGGAGAAUCCCACAAACUGAUGUGUGCAUAUUCUGGGUUUGGUGGAAAUAUUGAUGCAGCUUGGAUCAGACAGCCUCCUGGAAAAGAACUGGAGUGGGUUUCCUAUAUUAGCAGUGGUAGUACUAUCUACUACUCCCAGUCUAUUCAGGGUCGGUGUCUAUUCAGGGUCGGUUCACCAUCUCCAGAGACAAUAACAAGCAGCAGGUGUAUCUCCAGAUGAACAGUCUGAAGACUGAAGACUCUGCUGUUUAUUAUUGUGCCAGAGACACAGUGACACAGGAGGCUGCAGCGCUGUACAAAAACUGAUCAAGCACUUCUCUCACUGUGAGAGUCUGUGAUUCUGAUCUCCAGUCACUGUUAACAUAAAUCCCAAGGCCCCACCAACACUAGGAGAGUAGAUACAUCAUACUCUUAAUUAUAACCAUAAUAUACAUGAUAACUUGAAAAACAUAAAAUAUAUAGGACAUCCUGUCAAGAUAACUGUAUGAGUAUCCUCAUGAAACUUUAACCGAAAACCUUACAGCCAUUCAAAGUGAGUUGACAAUGGCAAAUAACCCCAAACAGGAUCCAUACUAUAUGCAGUCAUUCAGUCAAAUUCAUUAUCAAUCUCUAGAAGCUAAAACAAUUUAAGACUAUUUGGUCAUGUCUUUCAAUUUAGUGAGUUAAUUCAUUUAUUUAUAUGGAACUAUAAGUCAAAUUAGUACAAUAUGUAAUACAGAACCAUGAAGGUUAAUAAUGUUAAAGUAUAGCUGAAACAUGUUUAGAUGGAACACGUAUAGAUGGAACAAGUUGAGAUGGAACAAGUUGAGAUGGAACAAGUAUAGAUGGAACAAGUAUAGAUGGAACAAGUAUAGAUGGAACAAGUUGAGAUGGAACAGGUGUAUUGUAUUAAUCCCAAUAGAUUCUGUAAUCUUGUGCUUUUCUGAAAAACAAUGCUGCCAAUAACAACCCUCAAAGAACAUCUCCAUCUCAGUCUCUGUUUAAACCUCUAGAGGGCAGUCUAUGCAAAGUCUCCCUCCCCUUCAACCCUAUAUAAUCAGACACUCAGCUCUGGCCUUCUCAUUAUAGGCAGCUUGGACUGACAUUACAGCGAGUCCUGCACUAAAUAUCACUGAACAAUGGAACUGAGGAUUGUCUGGAGUUUAGUUGUCAUGGUGAUGUCCAUACACAGUAAGUAAAGCAUUACAUGGUGACUGAAGAAUGUCUGAGUAUCAUGGUUAAACUCUAAAUUUACAUUUACAUUUUAGUCAUUUAGCAGACGCUCUUAUCCAGAGCGACUUACAGUUAGUGAGUGCAUACAUUUUUUAUACUGGUAAAUCAAUGUCAAUAUCAUAUCUUCAACUGAAUGUUGAAACGUUUUUGUUUCGCAGGUGUUUGUUGUGAUAUCAAGCUGGAUCAGUCUCCUCCUCAGGUGAAAAGACCUGAAGACACUGUUAAAUUGUCAUGUAAAAUCUCUGGGUUUGAUAUGACAAGCUACUACAUGAACUGGAUAAGGCAGAAACCAGGCAAAGCUCUGGAGUGGAUUGGGAGAGUUAACUCUGGUUCAACAGAUGCUCCAGUCUACUCAGACUCCCUGAAAGGCCAAUUCACCCUGACUGAGGACGUCUCCACAAGCACACAGUUCUUAGAGGCCAAGAGUCUGAGAGCAGAGGACUCUGCUGUUUAUUAUUGUGCUCGACAGACACACUCACUGGAGCUGGUGAAGCAGCUGUACAGAAACCCCCUAACAACACGGCUAGGUGGUGUACUACUUCCUCUCUUUGUGUCACACUAGAAUAAUACUGAGUAUCAUUACUGUAAAUAAUACAACAACAAUAUCACAAAGCACUACGCUAUAAAAGAGAUCAGCCUCUAACAUUCCAACUAUAUCUUGCCCAGUCUAGUCAAGCGUUCUUGUUGACACAUGAACAAGUAUUUAAAGGCCCUGUGCUGUCAAAACUGUGAUUUUUCCAUAUUUUAUAUAUAUUUCCACACUGCAAGGUUGAAAUAAUACGUUGAAAUUGUGAAAAUUAUGAUAUUGCCAUGUUAGUUUAAGAGCUUUUUGAAAAGACUGCCUGAAAUUUCAGCCUGUUUUGGAGGGAGGGAGUGUUGUUCUUCCAUGAUGACAUCACCAUACAGUAAAUUCAUUAAUAUACCAAUAAGAAGAAGAGUUCCAAACCUCUCUGCCAAUAACAGCACAUUUUUCAUUUUACCCUCCCCCCUCAGACCACACCCAGACAGUCCUAGCAAAAUUCUUACUUGAGAAAUUGCUCUUUGCUAUAAAGCUAUUUUUAUUUUAUUUAUUAUUUAACAAACUAUUCAGGCCACAUGAACCUGUUCCCCAUUCCAGACUUCUCUAGUUAAUCUUUGUGUGAUCAUCCCACCCAGUGAGGAGGAGUCAAUGCAAAACUCUGAGCUCUUCCAUCACUACUUAUCUCACUGCAGAAUGGAGGAGAGGAACUGAAGCUCUGACUAGACUGAGGAACAGAGACACACCAUAACUACUAAUAGUUCAUCAUGACGUUUAGUAUUGUGGUUCUACUGAUGACAAUAGGCUUGACAGGUGAACACUAUUAGACCGUUUUUAUUUGAAACAGAAUAAUCACAGAUGUUUUCAGUUCAGGAAAUAUCUCAAAUGUUACUUUGUUUCCACAGGUGUUCAGAGUCAGACAUUGACUGAGUCUGGACCAGUGGUUAAAAAGCCUGAAGAAUCACACAAACUGACCUGUACAGCCUCUGGGUUCACUUUCAGUAGCUACUGGAUGGCUUGGAUCAGACAGGCUCCUGGGAAAGGACUGGAAUGGAUUGCAAUAAUAAGAUAUGAUAGUGGUGAAAUCUACUACUCCCAGUCAGUUCAGGGUCGUUUCACCAUCUCCAGAGACAAUAGCAAGCAGCAGGUGUAUCUCCAGAUGAACAGCCUGAAGACAGAAGACUCUGCUGUUUAUUAUUGUGCCAGAGACACAGUGACACAGUGUGCUGCAGCACAAUACAAAAACUGAUCUCACCCAUCUACACACAAUAUCCCAUAAAGACAAAGUGAAAACAUGUUUUAGACAAUAUUUGAAAUGUAUUGAUAAUGAAAUACAGAAAUAUCUAAUUUACAUAAGUAUUCACACCCCUGAGUCAAUACUUUGUACAAUCACCUCUGGCGGCGAUUACAGCUGUAAGUCUUUUUGGGUAAGUCUCUAAGAGCUUUUCACACCUGUAUUGUACAUUAUUUUCCCAUUAUUCUUUAAAAAAGUAUUCAAGCUCUGUCAAGUUGAUUGUUUAUCAUUGCUUGACAGCCAUUUUCAAGUCUUGCCAUAGAUUUCCAAGCCGAUUAAGUCAAAACUGUAACGAGGCCACUCAGCAACAUUCAAUGUCAUCUUGGUAAACAACUCCAGUGUAUAUUUUACCUUGUGUUUUAGGUUAUUGUCUUGCUGAAAGGUGUAUUUGUCACCCAGUAUCUGGUGGAAAGUAGACUGAAUCACAUUUUCCUCUAGGAUUUUGCCAGUGCUUACAGCUGUAUUCUGUUUAUUUUUAUCCCAAAAAACUCCCUAGUCCUUGCCGAUGACAAGCAUACAGUUAACAUGAUGCAUCCACCACCACUCUUGAAAAUAUGAAGAGUGGCACUUAGUGAUGUGUUGUGUUGGAUAUGCCCCAAACAACGCUUUGUACUCAGGACAAAAAGUUAAUUUCUUUGCCACAUUUUUUGCAGUGUUAAUUAAGUGCCUUGUUCCAAACAGGAUGCAUGUUUUGGAAUAUUUUUAUUCUGUUCAGGCUUCCUUUUUUUUACACUGUCAUUUAGAUUAGUAUUGUGAAGUAACUACAAUGUUGCUGAUCCAUCCUCAGUUUUCUCAUACUGUAUCACAACCAUUAAACUCUGUAACUGUUUUAAAAUCACCAUUGGCCUCAUGGUGAAAACCCUGAGCAGUUUCCUUCGUCUCCGGCAACUGAGUUAGGAAGCACGCCUGUAUCUUUGUAGUGACUGGGUGUAUUGAUACAUAAUCUAAAACCUAAUUAAUAGCUUCAUAUGCUCAGAGGGAUAUUCAGCAUCUGCUUUAUUUUUAUUUAUUUUCACGUUUACCAAUGGGUGCCCUUUUUUGCGAGGCAUUGAAAAACCUCCCUGGUCUUUGUACUUGAAUCUGUGCUUGAAAUUCACUACUCGAUUGAGGGACCUUACAGAUAAUUGAAUGUGUGGGGUACAGAGAUGGGGUAGUUAUUCAGAAAUCAUGUUAACCACUAUUAUUGAACAUGGAAUGAGUCGGUGCAACUUAUUAUGCGAUUUGUUAAGCACAUGUUGACUCCUGAACUUAUUUAGGCUUGCCAUAACAAAGGGAUUGAAUACUUAUUGACUCAUGACAUUUCAGCUUUAAAUUUAGACCAUGUCCCAAGACCAUCUCCCUCAGUCACGACAUCCCCUUCCAGUCUCAUCCUUUGAUUCCAGAAUUGUAGAUCUUCUACACAAUGAGAGUUCUAGAAUGUGUGUUCCUUCUGUCUCUCAUCUCAGGUGAGUUAACUGGAUGUAUUUAUGUCUAGUGUAGGAGAGAGGAGAGGAGCUGUGCUACUUGGUUGGAGGGUAACAAUCAUCUAAACUCUGUCUGUUUUUCAGCUUUUCAGGGGCAGUUACUCACCUCCUCUGAGCCAGUGGUGAAGAGACCUGGAGAAUCAGUAACACUGUCCUGUACUGUGUCUGGAAUCUCCAUGGGUAGCUACUGGAUGCACUGGAUCCAUCAGAAACCAUGGAAAGGACUUGAGUGAAAUGGGCCAUUUGAUGUGAGCACUGGCACUAUAUUUGCCCAGUCUCUCCAGGGCCAGUUCAUCAUCACCAAAUACAGCUCCAAAAACCAGCUGUACUUAGAGGCGAAAAGCCUGAACCACCGUACAAAAACGGAGUAA
Messenger RNA from Coregonus sp. 'balchen', 10458 nucleotides. NCBI's taxonomy places the organism in Eukaryota, Metazoa, Chordata, Actinopteri, Salmoniformes, Salmonidae. The record is from the annotation of a GenBank genome assembly.